Messenger RNA from Ostreococcus tauri, 1575 nucleotides. RefSeq names its product unnamed product. The transcript has a single exon. The coding region runs from base 1 to 1575 and encodes 524 amino acids. The record is from RefSeq and is a predicted model, not a curated record. Lineage: Eukaryota; Viridiplantae; Chlorophyta; Mamiellophyceae; Mamiellales; Bathycoccaceae.
AUGGUGAGACGGGCGUCGUCGCAACUCGGUGGAUUCGAGGGAGAGUUUGAACUCCCUGAAGACUUGGACGCGUACGUCGACGAGAUGGAAUUCGGCCCGGACGUCUACGCCGUGCUCGGAAGCGCCGGUCCCGAUGAACUACUUCCGGGCGUGCAGCCAAAAUCAAAAGGCGAAGGUGGAAUGCUCAUGUCCACAGAGGGAGGAAGGAACGCGACGCUUUUGCGAAUCAAGUUGCUCAAGGAGCACUUGUUCGCCAAAGACGCGGACAAUCUUCACGCGAACGAUCUUGUCAACGCGGUAGCGCAAGCGACAUUCGAUGAAGGUGCGACGCAACCGCCUCCUGUAAACGUUACGUCUUACCAAGACAAGCUCAAGCGCGAGAUUGAGCAAGACAAGGAAAUUUUGGAAAAGCACGAAGCGAUGCUCGCCGCGCGCGCCGCGGCAAGGCUUUCCGGAUACGGAAAAGUCGUGGGCGGCGCAUCUAACGUCAACGGAGCCGUCGUCUCUAACGCAAUUAACGUCGACUUCUGCUGGAAAGAUUCAUACGGCCGAGGCGCGGGCAAAAUCCCGAAUCAUUGCCCCGCACAUAAGGAAACCCUCGCGGGUGGAGUCUUCUGUUAUACCAAGUGCCACCACCUCGGCAAUUAUUAUCGUUUUGGGUACGACUGCCAUCAACGCUGUGGCUCUGGCUUCACUGAUCACGGCCUUCUCUGUUAUAGUGGUAAUCACGGCCGUGGUGUCGGUGAAAUCCGGUGCGGUUGGACUACUUGGGCGUCUGAUUCUUCCACCCUCGGAGAACACAAAUCCUCCGGUCGUCGUCUACUGGGUGGGGCGGCGAAGACGAGACUCGUAUGCGGAGGAAGUAUGUGCGGGAAUUAUCAAGAUUGCCUCGGUUUGUGCUAUCCUCACUGUCCAGGGUCACACCCGCACUGGAUCGGCUGCAACCUGUGCGGCGUCGAUUGCGUCAGGAACGGUUAUAACUCGGGAAUCGCACCGAGUUGCCCAAAAAAGAUAUACUGCUCGCACGGUAUGGAAGCGGCCACAUGUGCUCCUGGUGAUGAGUAUGACGCCGGUCUGUGUUACCCGAAGUGCAGAUCUGGCUUCAAUGGUGUAGGUCCCGUUUGCUGGGGAACCGCGCCGACGGUGAGUGGCAAGAAGUGGGUCGAUUGCGGCAUGGGUGCGGCGAGUGACGACGCCGCUUGCGGAUCUGCUGUUACAAAUCAGAUCCUCGGACCGCUCGAAAUCGUCGCGUUUGUGGCGUCUGCUGGAUCAUCUGGAGCUGCUACGACGGGUGCCAAGAGCGGGGCCCGCGCUGCCACUAAAGUUGCACAAGCCGGAAGUAAGGCCUCUGCUCUCAAAGACGCGGCGAAGGCCUUAGACAAAGCCAUGGAGGUUCACGGCAAGCACACAGGGUAUAUGAGUACUAUGAGCAGCAUCGCCAAUGUACAAUCAGAGACGGAUGCUGUUCGUGCGGCGGCGGAGCUCGCAUCACUCAUCGAUCCGACUGGUGUCAGUAGCACCGUCGCGGCGUACGCGUUCGACACGUGCGACAAGAUCCACGGGAAAGCGUCUUGA